ACGUAUCGGAUGCCAUGUUGCAACCUUCUUCAGAAACAAGUUCGACAUUGAACUUCUGAAAUGCAUUCUCUAGUGUUAGUUCUAGUGAUAGUUUAAACAACCUAAUAAAGUUACGAAUGUUGCUUAGUACUGAGACUUUACUUAAACUAAUCAAUCUUAAGUUCUCCUAAACAACGCAGAUAAAUUUUCAAUAUAAAUCAAAUAUUAAUAAAAAAACAAAACCUUGGUAUCCGUAAUUACCCUACAGCACGUGGGGUGUCACAAAUAAAUCCUCUACUCUAGAUGUACUUUCACCACUCCUACAGUUUUCGUGGGCCCAUAAAUUAGAUUUGCAGCAUUUUAUCCAGUCUUCACUUGGAGGAUCCUCAUACUUUUCAUCACAAAUUAGGCAAUAAUAUCCUUCCUCCUUCGCAUCUCCUUCAUUGGCCUUUUUUCUUCCGUGGUAUAUCCUUCCUUUGUCUUAAUGUUAUCAUCUGCAAAUGCAAGAUUCUUCACACCUUUCUCACCUAUAGUGGAACUUACAGUUUCUUCACUCCCUUUCAUGUGCUCAUUAUUUUCCUCCUCGUUUUUUUUUCUAAAAUAUCUUUCAUAGGACUACUGGUUAUUAUAUCUACUGGCUAUCUGCAUGUAAAGUGGCGUACCAAUGAUGCCUGAUGCUUCACCUGAUUACGCCACUUUGCAAAUUUCCAAUACGAUUUUCAGGUAGUGAUGUCGCAUCUACGAAAUGUUCAUCAAAUUUGGUUGUAUCUAUUGGCCAAAUACCAGCUGCCCGAUAUUGAAAGCGACAACAAUAUUAUUCCAUUUUGGCGAUAAAACAGAUAGCAAGCAAGGCUAACAUGACUAUCAUAAUUAACCAGAAUAAGUACAGUUGGCUCUGCAACGACUUAGCAUAGGAGAUAAAGUGGUGUAACCAAUCUACGAAUAGGUUCUCGUUGAUCCAACCCGAAUCGAUAACGGCUGCUAUCAUAUCAGCGUUGCCUCCACGCUAUAAUUGGGCAUUCAUACGCUUCCUCUUAAAAAUAAAACACGGAGCUAUAUAUUUUCCUGAAGCACUAAAUGCGCAAACAAUUGUUGUUGUCGUGCCUCAUUCACUACUCGUUGUCAUACCGACUUGUUUCUGGCCUUUUGGUGCUAAAAUUCUUUCUAGUUUUCAUUAUCAUAUGUCUAUUGAUUUUAUGCAUUUGUCCCAACUCUAUAAGCAUUUCAUUAUAGAAAUUUCGGUUUAAAAGUUCUUCGAUCAGGUAUUCCGUGGUGUUACGUAACUACCUAUGGUAAUCUUAUCUCCAAUAAAAACUUGUAUUAAACUUGAUCCACUGUUAUUAACUUCAUCGUAAUUUUCUUUUGGCAGUCUUGAGUUCUAGAAAAAUUCUAAGUCUCGACAGUCCUCAAUGGAUUAAAACCCACUAUUCACACUACUCAAUACCAUUUCCUCAAUAUAUAGUAAUCUUAAUUUUAUCUAAGCUUGAUAUGUGACGAUUGGACAUUGACACCAAUACAUCCCUUGACAGUACCGCUACUGAUUGUGAACCGGACUAUAAAAUAAUCUUAUAUUACAUGAAUAUGAUUAUUAGAAAAAUCUGAAUUAUGACAGUCCAUAUGUUAUUAAAGCUAGAAACUUAAAUAUAAAGGAUAUUGCAUCAAUUCAAACUUGGAAAAAUGAAGAAUAUUUGAAUAAUUGGUAAGGCGAAAAAAGUAAUUGCAAUAAAAUACGUGGAACAGAUGGAUUAUUGUAUCCUCCGUUUAAUAAUAAAGAAACUAGAUUUGAAGUCUAUAAUCCAGAUAUCUGUAGAGUUGAAACAUUUCAAACAAAAUAUAAUUCAUCUUUUCAAGAUAUGGAUUCUAAUGUUGCUAGGAGUAAUUUAAAUGUAUUCUCCAAUGAAAAUAAUGAAGAAUGUUAUUGUACGAAAGCAACAAAAGCUCCUUCUGGGAUUUGGAGAUAUGUUAACAUGCAUGAAUUAUAGAUUUAUAACAUCAUUCCCUCAUUUCCUUGAUGCGGAUGUUGAAAAUGAAAUUAUAGGAUUAACUCCAACUGAAGAAUUAUAUGGAUCAUCUAUUACGAUCGAACCAACUACAAGAUGAUAUUAGAAGCAAAUAAACGAAUACAAUACAACAUGGUUGUUCGACCUGUACAAGACAUUGCUAUAACACAAAACGUAAUCUCAAUGAUUAUGCCGAUUCUUUGAUCUGAAGAGAGUGUUAAAUUACCUGAUGAUUUGGUAGAAAAACUGAAAAAUGAUUUUUUAAGCAAGCUGAAAGAAGUAGAUGAGGAAAAAGAUGAUAAUUCAGGUGUUGGAGUUGUUUUAAAACCACAAUAUUAUCUUGUGUUUUGUAUUUACGGAUUGUUUAUGCUACACUAAUUCAUUUACUCAGUUGUAUACUAUAUUAAUCUAGUAUUUUAAUAUUGCUAAUAAUUUUUAAUCGGGUGAUACUGAAAAUUAAUUAACUAGGUAUCACCGUCAUUACAAGUGUUUCACAUCAAAACCUGUCACAACCUAAAUAAAAUUAUCAAAUGAAUAAGUAUUUUUUUGUUAUCUCUACCGAAAGGAACACAAAGCAACGGCGCAAUUAUAAUGUAAAAUUGUGUUGUGUUGCAUCGUCAAAUACAGCUGCGCUUUCAUCAAUUAUUUCUUAUCUAUCGUUCGUGCUAUCUAUUAAUUUUCAAUUUUUUGAAAAUCGUAUCGGAAAUUGUAUUGUAUUUCUUUAUGAAGCCUAUAAAGAGUUCAACUACAGGUUUUGUUGUAGUUACGUUCGUAAAAAUUUCGUAUUGUUAUGGAAAAUGAGGAAAUCUGAAAAUAAAUUACUUUUAUAUUGGGCGAUUGCCGGUGUUUUUAUUGCAAUCAUUGGAAUUCUUUUAGGAUUGGUUUUAUUGCCCUUUAUUAUUGAUGACCAAAUUAACAAGCAACUAAGGAUAUCGUAUGGAAGUGAUGCCUAUGAAAGAUGGAGAGAGCUACCGAUAACGGUUGAUUUUAAAAUUUAUAUCUUUGAAGUAGAAAAUUGGCGAGAUGUAGCUUUGAAUGGAGCUCGCCCACAUGUAAAAGAAAUUGGGCCAUAUAUCUAUAAAAUGUUUAGGAAAAAAUAUAACAUAUCGUACGACGAAUCUGAAGAUUCAUGGACUUACACCCAAUAUUACCAUUUCGAAUUUGAUCGUGAAAGAACCGAUUCUAAAUUAAGUGAAGAUGACGAAUUGAAUGCGCUAAAUGCAAUUGCAAAUGUAUUCUUCCAAAUAGCCAAUAGAUAUCUUCCAGAAUACCUACUCAAAAUACUAGUAGAUAAAUAUUGGAAAUAUUUGGUUCCAGAUACUUUAGAAGACACCAUUUUCCAUAGAGUCCGUGUUGGCGAUAUUCUGUUCGAUGGUUAUACAUUUUGUGAACCGAAAAAUUGGAGUGGGGUAAUUGGGAUAAUGUGUAUAGUUGCUGCAUUAUUAGACGUGCCAUUCAUUAGCUUGCAAGAUGAUUAUUCUUUAAAGUUUUCUUAUUUUGAUUUUAAACAAGAUAAACACGAUGGUAUAUUUACUGUAAUCGGUGGUAAUAAUGAUAUUUCAAAAUUGGGAUGGAUUACACAAUGGAAUGGAUACGUAUACAAUGAAAUAUGGGGUGAAAGAUUUUCACAUUGCAAUAAAAUACAAGGUCGAGAUGGUACUGUUUAUCCCCCAAAACUUCAAAAAGAAGACGAAGUAGUUCUAUUUACAACAGAAAUAUGCAGAACUCUUAAAGCUGAAUUUGAUGGGGUAGAAGUUUACAAUGGAGCUAAAGUACAUCGAAGAGUAUUAAAUGAAAAAACAUUUGGCGAUCCUGAUAAGUAUCCUGAAAAUGUUUGUUACUGCGGGAAAUAUGAAAGGAAUCUGUAUGGAGAAAAAAAGUGUUUGCCUAAUGGUUUUUUCGAUAUUUCACCAUGUUAUAUUGCCCCUGUUAUUGCAUCAUUUCCUCAUUUCUUAUUUGCUGACGAAGAAUAUCAAAAAACAGUUACUGGAUUGAAACCAUCACAAGAGAAUCAUCAAACUGUCAUCAAAAUAGAACCAAUUAGUGGCAUACCUAUGCAAGGAAAUGUUAGAUUACAAUUCAACAUGAUUCUUAGGCCUAUUCCUGGUAUUGAAGCUACCCAAAAAUUAACCCCUAGCGUUUGUCCAAUAGCUUGGUUAGAAGAAUCUGUAACAAUUCCCGAAGAUCUAAGUGGUUAUUUCAUCGGAAUUCUUAACGCAGCUUUCAUCAUAACAGAUGUCCUAUUAUAUGGAUUAUUGAUUAUAGGAGUAGGAUUGUUUUUCUUUUGCGGCGGGCUUUAUCUAUAUAGACAAAGGAUAUCUAAAAAUUUAGAAAAUUAAUAA
Onthophagus taurus is the source of this 4321-nucleotide messenger RNA. Its product is annotated as sensory neuron membrane protein 2-like. The record is from RefSeq and is a predicted model, not a curated record. NCBI's taxonomy places the organism in Eukaryota, Metazoa, Arthropoda, Insecta, Coleoptera, Scarabaeidae. Gene Ontology annotation, molecular function: scavenger receptor activity. Gene Ontology annotation, cellular component: cytoplasm; membrane.